AUGGGAAAUACACCAUCGACAAGCACAAGCACAAGUACUCCAACAUCAUGUUAUAACUUUCAAAAAGCAACUCUUAGUGAAAGGUAUCAAUAUAUUAUGCAAAUGAAUGAAGGAAGAGUUGAUCGUUUUCAAGUUCAACAUCACAUUUAUAGAGAAGUUCUAAGAAGUAAUUUUUCAGCGCCGAUCACAGAUACUCUAAAACAAGGUGCUUCUGUAUUAGAUCUUGGAUGCGGACCAGGGAUGUGGGUCUGCGAAAUGGCAACGGACUAUAGAGCUUCAAUAUUUCAUGGAAUAGAUUAUCAUAAUAUUUUCCCGACCCAAAAACCUGUGAAUGCACAAUUCAUAAAAGCAAAUUUACUUGAAAGGCUACCAUUUAAAGAUGCAAACUUUGAUUUUGUAUACAUACGGUCGCUGGUAUUCGCGUUCAAGCCCGAUCAGUAUGAAAAUGUGGUACUUAAGGAGGCUAUUCGAAUGUUACGGCCGAAUGCAUUUAUUGAGGUUAUAAGAACAAAACUCAUCACAAACAAAAUGGAUCCAUCUAUCACGCUUAAAAUGCCAAGUAUCCUAUAUAAAUAUGACAAAUCUCUGAAACGUGUGCGCGAUCAACAAAUUAAGAUUAAUAUAGGAAGAUUUGGUGGCAAAAUAGGUGAAAUCCAGGCAGACCUAUGCAUCCGUUUACUACGCGAAGAAUCAAAAAUGAUAAGAGGACUGUUCAAACUGAACGCUAAAGAGUAUGAAGAAUUUGUAGAAGGUUUCAUUAAAGAGCUCAAUACGCAUGCUGUGUAUAUGAUAUGGUAUAAAUAUUGGGCUCAAAAAAAAGGUUGA
Molecule: messenger RNA, 825 nt
Organism: Ambispora gerdemannii
Lineage: Eukaryota; Fungi; Glomeromycota; Glomeromycetes; Archaeosporales; Ambisporaceae
Source: the annotation of a GenBank genome assembly